This is a messenger RNA of Scleropages formosus (Asian bonytongue), 4217 nucleotides long. Its product is annotated as plexin-B2-like. The transcript has 28 exons. Gene Ontology annotation, cellular component: plasma membrane; semaphorin receptor complex. Gene Ontology annotation, biological process: negative regulation of cell adhesion; regulation of cell shape; regulation of cell migration. Bases 1 to 3786 code for a protein of 1261 amino acids. The record is from RefSeq and is a predicted model, not a curated record. Gene Ontology annotation, molecular function: semaphorin receptor activity. Lineage: Eukaryota; Metazoa; Chordata; Actinopteri; Osteoglossiformes; Osteoglossidae.
AUGCCCCCAGACCCUUUUGGGCUGCGUGGGCAACGUGGCCGUCACGCCUCCUGCGGCGAAAAAGGCUGCGUCCUGCUGUCUCACCUUGGCAGUACCGCAGCUGCUACUCACAGGGGCAACCCACAGACCGCUCAGCACGGGGGCUUUCACCUGCUCCGUCACCGACCUGGGUUGGUUCGCCCCUCCCUAGACGACCUGGUGCGCCCAGGCUCCCCAAGAAGCACCACGUCGAUGCUGACCGUCACCAGGACUCCCGUUCGCCAUAGCGCGCCACGGCACCGGAACCCGCGGCUCGAGCAGUCCAGCAGCCUCGGUCUCCCAGGCGCAAGGAUUACAGACGUGCGCCACCACGCCCAACCUGAAAGCUGGCUCGUGCAGCAACAGCGCCUGUGCACCAGGAAGUCUGACUGCAGGAAGGCAGAAGAGGAGAAGCACUGGCUGUGGAGUCCUCAGAACCAGUGUGUGGAAAUAACAUCUUUUCAGCCACCAAAUCUGAGCUGCAAGAAGAUGCAGAAGAUCAUCGUAAUAUCAAGACCUCUCAGAAUUUUUGCAGUUUGCAAGCACCGAAUGUUAAUGUUGCUUUUUCUUCGUUCCCGGGACCAGUUUGCCUAUGACGAAGCGCGAACAGUUGACGUGCUCUUCUACAUCAAGGACAGAAAGACACAUAAGAAGAUUGACAGCAAACUAAACGUGACGCUAUACAACUGUGCUGUGGGCCGUGAGGACUGCAGCCUGUGCAAGAGUGCAGACCCCAUGUACAGUUGUGUGUGGUGCGAUAAAACCAAGUCCUCCGAGUAUCGGAAAAGAUGUCCGAGUGGUGAGCGGAGGAGGGACUGUCCCAACCCUGAAAUCACUGAUAUCAUACCUCAGUAUGGGCCUCUGAAAGGGGGGAUUUCAGUAACCAUCAAAGGCUCCAACCUGGGUAUCGUGAAAGAGGACAUAGAGAGCAUCAGAGUGGCCGGAGAGCCCUGCGUGCACCAGGAAGAGAAGUACUUCGUGUCCACCAGCGUGGUGUGUGAGAUCGGUGGAGUCCAACAGAAACAGUCAGGGGUUGUGGAGGUGAAGGUGAAAGGAGGGAAAAGCGGGACGUCGAGUGUCAUGUUCACAUACAGGGAUCCCAGACCCGAAAGGGUCCAGCCUAACCGAGGCCCACGGGCGGGAGGAACUCUUAUCACAAUAACAGGAACGGAUCUGGAAACCGGUACCAAGGAUGACGUCAGCAUCACUGUCGGCGGGGUGGUGUGUAUCGUGUUAUGCAAAUUUCUGCCACAAACUGCACCCACCGUUCCCGUCCACAGGGAGACAUUCCAGAAAAAUAUAACCUGCAAAACCGGAGAGUACACGGUACAGAAGGUCCCCUCUGAUAACCUGACAGUGACAGUGAAGUACGGGAAGCACACCACGAAAGAUGUGCCUACGCCGUUCAGGUUCUUUGAGAAUCCUAAACUGGAUCACCACUAUCCAGACACAAGUUUUGUAUGUGAGGGGCGGAUCAUUUUUAUCGUCGGCACCGGGUUUGACCUCGUCCAGAACACUGCCGUGAAAGUGAUGCCCUCCAGCGAGCAGUCAGGCGUCACCAGUCCACUGAAGUCUGAAGUGGAGGUAAAAGGCGAAAAUGACACAGUAAUGCAGUUCUCCUCCCCGACGGUGAACGUGACCGAUGGGAUAGCGUCUCUCAGGACCUACAUCGUCAUGGACAACAUUGAGCUUGAGCUCAAGCCUUUUGACUACCACCCGGAUCCUACGUUUGAAGAGAACCAAAAAAGGAUUGUUUCAGAGAACAGCAUCAUAUCUGUAACUGGUAAAGGUUUCGCCAAAGCAAUGACAGCCCAAGAAGCAGAAGCCUUUGUGGGAGACGUCUCUUGUGGGGUCAGCAUCUUACAGGAUGACAUGCUCUUCCUGGACUGGACCCAACCAACAUCUUGCUUUAAGAGGCCCAAGAGAGACACAAAGUCAGAUUUGCUGGAACUUAAGAUUAAGUUCGGCCAUGGGCAGUGGAUUGUAGGCUCAGUGGAGUAUGAAAAGAAGACUGAGGCAUCCUGGACAUCUCCCCUGGACAUCAUAAUUCCUGCAGUGAUUGCCCCGAUGGUGGGGAUCACCAUAAUCAUAAUCAUAGCCUCAGUGUGCUGCUACAGGAAGCAAGCUGAGAGAGAAUAUGAGAAACUGAGGCAGCAGCUCGAGAACCUGGAGGGGAGCGUUCGUGACCGCUGCAAGAAGGAGUUCACAGAGCUCAUGAUUGAAAUGGAGGACCACACCGGUGACCUCAGUGAACCCUGUAUCCCCUUCCUGGACUACAAGACCUACACAGACCGCGUUUUCUUCCUGCCUUUCAAGGACAGCGCCAGUGACGUGAUGAUCACUGGCAAGCUUGACAUUCCUGAGGCGAGGAGGGCCACAGUGACGCAGGCCCUCAACCAGUUCCUCAACCUGCUGAAUAGCAAGCCUUUCCUUCUCAGUUUCAUCCGCACCUUAGAGGGGCAUCCUGACUUCAAUGCCCAGUCAAAGGGCUACUUUGCCUCCCUGCUGACGGUGGCGCUUCACGGCAAGUUGGACUACUACACAGACAUCAUGAGGACACUCCUGUUAGAACUCAUGGAACAAUAUGCCCGGAGCAAGAACCCCAAGCUCAUGCUGCACAGGUCGGAGACAGUGGUGGAGAAAAUGCUGUGCAACUGGAUGUCUAUCUGUCUCUAUCAGUUCUUGAAGGACUCGGCAGGAGAGCCUUUGUACAAGCUGUUCAAAGCCGUCAAACACCAAGUGGAGAAAGGCCCAGUGGAUGCUGUCAUGAAAAAGGCCAAGUACACGCUGAAUGACACUGACCUGCUGGGGGACGACGUGGAGUACUGUACGCUGACUCUGCAGGUCCUCGUUCACGGGGAAGGGCCAGGUGUCACUUUGGUCAAGGUACUCAACUGUGACACCAUCUCCCAAGUGACGGAGAAGAUCCUUGAGCAAGUGUACAAAAAUGUGCCCUAUUCUCAGAGGCCCAAGGUGGAAAGCGUCACUCUCGAAUCUGCUGGGCAGAUUCUGUCGGACCUUGACUUGACAUCGCAAAAGGAGGGCAGAUGGAAGCGCAUGAACACUUUGGCCCACUAUGACGUGCGAGACAACGCCAUUCUCGUCCUGUCUAGGGUCCUGCAUCCUCUGCAGUCUUAUGACCAGCACCAGGACAGUCAUGAAGAGAGAAAUGCUCUGCUUGAAGAGGACAAGGUGUUCCACCUGGUGCGGCCAGCAGAGGAGGUGGAUGAGGUCAAAUCCAAGAGGGGCAACAUGAAGGACAAGUCGAUGACCAAAGCCAUCACAGAGCUUUAUUUGAUGCGGUUGCUGUCUGUCAAGGGCACUCUACAACAGUUUGUGGACGACUUCUUCCGCAGUGUCCUCUGUUCAUCCGUUGGGCCCCCAGCAGUCAAGUACUUUUUUGACUUCCUGGACGAACAGGCACAGAAGCACGACAACGUGGAUGACCAGACCAUUGACAUCUGGAAGACCAGCAGCUUGCCUUUGAGGUUCUGGGUGAACAUCCUGAGGAACCCCCACUUCAUCUUCGACAUUCACGUGAACGAAGUGGUGGACGCCUCCUUGUUUGUUAUUGUCCAGACCUUCAUGGAUGCCUGCACCAAGAGCGAGCGCAAGUUGAGCAGGGAUUCCCCGAAUCACAAAUUACUCUAUGCAAAGGAAAUCUCCACAUACAAGAAGAUGGUGGAGGAUUACUACAAGGGCAUCAGGGAGAUGGUGCCCGUCAGCAACCAGCAUAUGAACACCCACUUAGCGAAGGUGUCACGGUGAGGAGCCAGAAGAUCUUACCUUCAAAGGGGGUGUAGAUAUGGCUGCUUCGGAUGCGCUGUCCCCUCCAGGUGGCGUCCACUCCCAGUACUCUACCUUGUGUAACAGUUAAUAUGCUUACAUAAAACUUCGUUCACCAAAGAGAAUGCCAACACCUGUUGAGUGGAUGCCACCCACACUCCAGUAUGAUCUACCUUUCCUCCAACCCGAAGAGAAAAUGGCCACAUCCCGCUGAUCUCGAAGGUGGACUUCCUGUAAAAAACAUAACUGCAAGGCAGAGGCUGCCAGCCUGUCAAACAUCGCUGCUCUUUUCAAAACAUUCUUCAGUCCUCUGACAUUUAAGGUUAAAAUUUUAAAAUCAGCCAUAAAAGGGAGCAAAUUAGCAAAUGUUAUUGUUGCAAUCCAGAUAUGAUUUCUUUAGUAGGGGCCUAAUA